GAUCCUACUACUAGCACAAUAAUGGCUGACUUAAGACUAAAGAAACUGGGAGUUGGAAGAAGACUUCCGAAUGACCCUCUCUUUGCAGAAGGGGACAGAGUGUGCCGCAUGUUUCUACGUGAAGGCAUCAUCGAUAUUGACGAUGAACAGCUGUGCCACCAAGUUGUGGCUGUGUUCCCAUGUGACGUCCCAGGAUGUAAGGAAACCUUUGCUUCUCUGAUGGAGUUUGAUAUGCAUUACAACUCGCGGCAUCGCUACGCUUGCAGAGAGUGUAACAAACACUUACCCACCGGCCACUUGCUGGACCUACACAUAUCAGAAACACACGACUCGUUCUUCGCUGCUCAAGCGGAAAGAAAACCAAUGUACCAAUGUUUUGUGGAAGAGUGCUCUGUUGUCUCCCAGGAUGAUGUUCAAAGAAGAAAGCACUGCAUCGAAGUCCAUAGCUUUCCUCCCGAUUUCCGAUUUGAUCAGUCACGCAAAAAAGGAAACAAGAAAAACACCAAUAAGAACAAAACGAGUGAACCUUGUGAGGAAGCCAUGAUGGUAGACGAAACCCAGGAAAAGAAACCUCAAAAAGGUAAACCAAUAACGUUUGGUAGGGGAAAACAAGGGAAAAUGUUUGUGAAACCUUGGCAUGCAAAAAGGAAGGAACAGAAGACGACACCAAACGACAAAACUGAACAGAGUGAAAUUUCUACAUGUGAACUCAUGGAAGCAUUGCCAUCUUAACGUGAUAACAAUCUUUGUUGGGAGAGUUAGUUUUUAAAGAGACUUAAAUUAUUUACUGGAUCUAUCAGUAAAAGUGUAGGUAGUAACUUUUUUCACGAUUAGAGAUAGGAUUCAAGUAUUUUUUAGGUAGAGCAAAAUGGUAUUUCGGAAUCCAAGUUGUCCAGGAGAUUUUCUUCUUAUUUAUGAAUAUUUAUUAUGAGAAUGAAUGUAACUUUUAAUGCCAAGAAAAUUAAAAAUCUUAGGGUAUUGAUGACGACAAUGUAAUGUACUAAAAUUGUUAGUGUUAUUUAAUAGUUUUAAGGACUAAAUGUAAAAUGUUUCUGUGUUAAUAUAUUAUUUUCUGAGCUUGUUUAAAUGCUUUUGAUGACUAGACAUAGUACAGGUAAAACUUUCCCAAGAAAAAAAAAAGUUAGUCCGUUCAUGAAACUUGCAGGAAACAUAGUACUUACCAUUAGGUUUUGAAAUCUGAAGAGUCCCUAGUCAUUGUGGGGGUGGAAGUACAAUUUUAUAGGGGUUAAAGUUUGUGGGGGUAGUAAUUUUGAAUAUAUUUUUAUUUAUAGGAUCCAAACAAGUGGGGUGUCAUUUUCUAUGUUUCUUAAGAUGCAGAAUCGAAAACAAGCAUAACAAAAUCAAUACAACCGACAGUUUAUGAGAAAAAGACAAAUUUAUUCAUGAAAAAAUAUGACAAACUCAUUAAGGGGAGCCAGACCGAUUUUUUUUUUAUUUACACAAAUUUUGUUUUCUGCUGAUUUUUAUUCUCCUUUUAAUUCCCUUGCAAAUGACAUAACAUUCAUAUGUUAUUCAGAUGUAAGCCUUUUGAAAUAAAUAAAACAAAACAUCGCGACAGCUAGUUUUCAUUCCGCGUAACUUCAAAAGUGUAGGUAGUAUACUCAUGACAUUUAAAAAAGUAAAUUACGAGGAAAAGGUACAAAGCUGUUGAAAGUAUCAAGAAGUAGGCUAGAGAAGCUAGAAGAAAAAGAAUGCUCAUGCAGAAAGUCGAUGAAGAGGCACUAUUAUGAUCCUCAAUAUAGAAAGGCCUAUUUUAUGAUGAAUAUAGCUUGCGGCAGGUGCUACAGGUCUGUACCCUGUUUUCACCUCGUUUUCCGAAAGUUCAACUUAUUAUAACAAAGGUACACGUAUCUCUGGAACUAAAUGACCUAGAGACUUGAAAUUUUUUAUACAUAAUUGUUGUGUUAUAAGUAACAUUUAGACCCAUUUUUAUUACUGUCACAUUGCUAGUUUUGAAGAAGAAAAAUUAAUGUCUCGUAAAAUUUGUAAACAUUUUUGUGUCUUACAAAAAUUUUAUUUCAAUGUAACACUUAAUUGAAAAAUUCUGAAAUUGGGUCUGUUUACACAUAAAGGGCUGAUAAUUAUAGUCUACAAUUUUGAAAGCCAUAACUUUACACCUUUUGAAGAAAAGUGUACCUAAAAAUGGCAAAUUUAACAUUGGCGAGAUAGGCCUUUCCCGCUCCCCAAGGUAAAAUAAUGCAGUUAAUAUCAAUUACUAUUUCACUCACUGAUCAGGUAUACAAAUGUUUGGGCACUUCUAGACGGGGUAGGGAGUUGAAAUUUGUCACACUUUUUGGUCUUGGGCCCAAAGCCCCGGGGGAUUCCAAAAGGUCGCAUUUUCAAAUUUUAACCCCCUCUGAAUUUCAAAUUCCCACCCAAUGUUAUUCUUAUGGUGAUUAGCAUUUAAAGUUACCGACUUUGGUAUAUCCAUCUAGAAACGUGCUAGAGACCUGAAAUUUAGCAACAUUGUAAAACGUGAUUUUAAAUCAAAGUAAAACAUUAAAAAAGUCACAUUUUCAAAUUUCAAUCCCUAAAAAUCCAAAAUGGCGGUCACCUAAAAACCACAAAACCCUUUUUUCAAACGGUUAAAGCUUGAAAACGGCAAGAGCUAGAAAUGUUUUGAAAGAAUUUUCAUGGGCAGAAAUUAAAUUUUCUACAAAAUAUUUUUGAGCUAUUUUCAAAAAUCCCAUACCUUCAACUUUAAAAAAAUUACCUACUUUAAAAAUUUGGUAAAUUUCUUUCAAUUGUUUUACGGGUUUCGCUAUUUUUUCAUACAUAAGUCUUUUUUUUUAGUAAAUACUAUUACUGCUUUGUAUUCUCCUGUAUUUUAAAUUUCACACCCAUUACAUGUUUUCACAAUUUUUUUUUUUUUUAGUGGGUUAUCCUGCAUUCUGUUUUUGUAGAGUUAUUGGUAACGGAGAAAAUUAAAAAAACAGUAAAUUUAAAAUUCCCAUGUUAUUCUUAUGGAGUAUAAUGUUAAAUGUUGUAGCUUAUUUGUUUAUGGAUAUAUUUUGAUAAAACUUGGCAAAUUUAUAAUAUACUAACAAGCUAUAAUAUUUUACAAAAAAUACACUUUAUUAGUUUCCUUGUAGCAGCAAACCUAGGUACUAAUUAAACCUAAUGUUUUUUAAAUAGAUUUAAUAAAAAAUCAAUUCAGAUGUAUAGAAAUUCGCUUAGUCGGCAGGUUUGCUGCGGCGGGGGCAUUUCUCAUAAAAUGUCGGUUGUAUUGAC
This is a messenger RNA of Macrosteles quadrilineatus (aster leafhopper), 3252 nucleotides long. RefSeq names its product zinc finger protein 511-like. Lineage: Eukaryota; Metazoa; Arthropoda; Insecta; Hemiptera; Cicadellidae. Bases 22 to 732 code for a protein of 236 amino acids. The record is from RefSeq and is a predicted model, not a curated record. The transcript has 4 exons.